Messenger RNA from Coccidioides posadasii C735 delta SOWgp, 1809 nucleotides. RefSeq lists its product as uncharacterized. Gene Ontology annotation, molecular function: protein binding; metal ion binding. NCBI's taxonomy places the organism in Eukaryota, Fungi, Ascomycota, Eurotiomycetes, Onygenales, Onygenaceae. The record is from RefSeq and is a predicted model, not a curated record.
AUGGAUAUCAAAGCUUUCAAGGUGCCCCCUAUCAGUGUGGUGCAGAAAAAGCCACUUACGUGCUACUAUUGGAAGAAUAGCAAAUGCAAGUUCAAGGACAGCGAAUGUCGCUUUAUGCAUGAGAAUACUGGGAAGGUCGCUUCGGUUCCAAAAAGCAAUAGCACAUCCGCUGAACCAAAAUUAAGAGAUACUACCGCCAGCACCUCUGAAAACGACGAUCUUAUCUCACUUUUCUCCUAUAAUGGUUCGCCGGGGCCUAAGUUGGAGGAACCUCUCAAAACGGAUAUUAGCUGCGACACUAUCCAAAAUAGCCUACUUAGACCCCGUGUGGCUCGAAUCUCGGCGUGGUUGAUAAUUCGUGCUAUCCGUGAAAAUCAAGAUUAUGACUCUAUUAAAAGUUUGCUUACCGCCAACUCAUUUUCAGAAGUGAAGGAAGUCUUGAUUACGAACGAAGAUGCGUAUUCUACUAUAUAUGCCGCCAUUUACGCAAACAGACCAGAGGUUGUGAAGCUUCUUAUCGACUAUGGCGCGAACCCGAAUGCAACGGAUAAGGCUACCAGUAUCCCGCUCCUAGCAUACGCCAUUCUUAACCCAAGUAUUACCGCUACAGAGAUCGUUCGGGUUCUCCUAUGUCUCGGUGCUAAUCCACAUGCUAUUCCUUCUCAUAUGUGGGAAAGCAUGCAUGAUCAUCACGAAAAGCCACAGAAUGGCCACAACUCACGGGCUCUUUGGUGUGACGAGGAGAAUCAAUCGCUAUUGAAAAAUAGCCUUAACAUUUCUAUGAAAUAUUAUCUUCUUCAGGCUUCGAAAAACGACUUAUCUACUUCCUUCCAGCGCAAAGGGGCGCGACACCUUUCCCCUUCUAUCGUCGGCCAGAACUAUGCUAUCAAGCGCACUAAAGAUUGCCUUACAGCUCAUCGCAUCUACAAAGGUAAUGCCCCCCUCGUGAUGGCGUUUGUUGGACUUCCCGGACAUGGAAAAAGGACUUUGGCUCGGACCCUUGGGAACUUCCAAGAAAUGUCUCCGCUUAAUACAACUGGUCAACUUGUCCCAGGAGAUAACAACGGACCGCUAGCGCCCAAGUCGAACAAGGGCGGCCUGGACGUCGUGUUCAUCGAUGGAGAUAAUGUUGACCACUCCUGGUUAAAAAUGUUGCUUAAUGGGGUUAUUAGUGCUACACACCGGGACGCCGAAACCUGCAAAACGGCUCGCACAAAGGUCGUUUACAUUCUCUCUCUGACCCAGAGCGAAGAGUCAGCUUCUCGUGCCUAUGCCAAUAAAUUAAUCUCCAGCGGUUGUGACCAAAAGGAUGCUAGAUUCCUUUAUAGGAUGGAAAAUGAAGUAGAAUCUCAAUUAAGAACGGAACUUAUCCAGACUUACGGUGCAUCGAUCGCUGGCCGUAUUCAACAUAUUAUUCCGUUCGUUCCAUUCACGCCACUUGAGUCUUCAGUGCUUGCACACCGAUUCUUGAUCGAAGGACUUCAUAGUAUGUUUUGCGAUUAUACUCGUCGCGACUAUCCUAACUCAAGACAACUCCAUCGCAUAGAGCUUCGUGCCAGCGACGAUGUUUACCGUUACUUAGGAGCCCCUUCCAAUGGGUAUGGAGCUCGCUUUAUCGAGCAGAAAGUAACAUCGAAGGUUGUCUUACCAAUUGUGCAACAGUACUUAGAAAAGCUCCAUCGAGAUGUCAACAGCUUUAAGGGGCUAAUUACUAUCAAAACAACUUGGAAAAAGAGCGAAUCUGAUAAUCUCGAGACUAUUGUGUUUGGCGGCGAAAUGAAAGCUGCCAUAGCCGUUGAUGUUGAAUAA